AUGGAGACGCUGACGAUCCUUGUCCGAUCGUUUACCGACAGGCUACAUCUCGGAGUGUACGAUUACCAUCGUCAUUUCAAGCAUACCUUUCUAGGAGGAACGGCGCUGGACCUUGCCCCCCUCGAGCAUGAGCACACUCUACUUGCGAUCAACAGGCCUCUGGCGAAGGAUACGAAGCCAACUGGCGAGAUACUACUGGACGCGUCCUUCCAUCCCCUCGCGCCUGUCGACUCACACGAGCCCUAUACCUGGAGUGGCGUCGCGCGCCUUCUCAUCAUACAAGCUCGCGACUUGAGCGGAGGCGGCCUAUCGGAGCCCAUCAAUGCAAGCGUUCAGAUCCUCCUAAACCAAGAAGGCAAGCCCGUCUUCCAGACAAGACCCUUCGUCCAAUCCGAUGCGCCCGUGUGGCUGGCGAGUCACGAACUGUAUUGCGCGGACAGGGAAAGGAUGUCCAUCACGGCGAGGAUCUGCUACCCGCUCGACAACCCUGGGGGAACGAGCCCGAAGAUCUAUGAUACUCGCCAGCACUCCGAGGCUUUUAAGUGCCCGUUCGGCCAUCGCGUGCUGGUCAGGUUCGCGCGUUCCUCGGGAAGUCCCAUCCUGCCCUUGUUCACGACCUUCAUGAGGUCCUUCGGCUGGGGGAUCGACGCGUUUAGCGCGUCUGGCCUGCCGUCAAGUCAGGCUUUCUUCGGAGCGUCUGAAGCACCGUACAGUGUGUUGGGAGAGUCUGAAUUACCAUUCCUCCGGCUGGUGUGCACCAUCGCGUUGCUCGUCCUCUCAGCGUCCUUCCCUGCCGACCGCUCGCUUGCCUACAUUGCAUCCAUCGUCACGUACGCGUAUGCUAGCGCUUUGGCUCUUGGCUCCCUCGUCGGAGGUGCUUCUGUCAGAGGUCUUUUCGCACGGCACGCGACUCUCGUCCUUCUCGCCACUUGUGCUGUUUACGUUCACCGGGACAUUUGGCCUCUAGCGACGUAUACUCUCAAGCCGCUCGAUGAAGAUGAAGGGCCAAUCUUGUGGGUGAAGCUCGCGCUCCUGUUCGUAGCGGGCCUUGUGGUACCUCUCUGCAUGCCGAGGCUGGAGAUCCCUGCAGGUGGCGAGACUGUCAAUCCAGAGCAGACUGCGUCUUGGCUGUCCAUCGCAACCUUCGCUUUCAUCGAUGGCAUCGUCUGGAAAGCACAGAAGCAGCCGCACCUAGGGCCUGCCGAUAUGCCUGUGCUGGCCGAUUACGAUCGUGCAGUGCCUCUGAAGGAGAAGGCUUUCAAGCAUAUGGACCUCUUCGCUGGGGCGAAAAGGCGGCAUAUUAUAUGGAACUUGUUGCGCGUCUUCCGGAAGGAGUACUUCCUGAUGGUCGUCCUUAUGAUUACAUACGGCUGCCUUACCUUCUCGGCGCCUUUGGGUAUCUACAACCUUCUCAGGUAUGGGUUGGCCAACUUCCUGAUGCUCUUUACUCACCUGAUCGUCAGCUAUUUCGAGACCGGAGGUGAAGGUGCCACAAUCCGCCCCUGGUUUUGGGUCAUCUGGCUCUUUGUCGGGCCAUCGCUCAUGACGGUUGCCUGGAAUGGGUACCUGUACACGUCAACACACAAUCUCGCCCAAGCGCACACCAUCAUCGUCCAGCUGCUGUACGAGCACGCUCUGCGCAUCCGUAUGAAGGCGGAGACUCCGACCAGCGCUCCUUCUCGUGCUCCCAGCCCACCUGCGCCGGACUCACCGGAAGAAGGCGCUGACACGGCAAGCGUCAGCUCGUCAGAAAACACUCAGACCAGCACUACGGUUGUUCAGAGCGCUUCGUCUACGAAGGACAAGAAGGCCAGCGAGGAGACGCAUUCUUCGUCGCAGCACCUUGUCGGCAAGAUUAAUAACCUUGUGACGACCGACCUUGCGAACGUGACGCUGGCGCGCGACUUCAUCAUCUUGUUCAUUGUGCCGGUCCAAAUUGCCAUCACCAUCACCUUUUUGUACAAGAUCAUUGGAUGGAGCGCUUUCGUCUCAUUGGCCACCAUCCUCCUCAUGCUGCCGUUCCCGACCUGGGUCGCCAAGAAGAUCCAACAAACGCAGCAGGAGCGUCUCAAGCGCGCUGACGGUCGUGUACAGCUGGUCUCGGAGACGAUGACCGUCAUCCGUAUGGUCAAGUUGUUCGGCUGGGAGAAGAGGAUGCUUGACAAGGUGGACCAGAAGCGUGAGCAAGAGAUGACCUGGCUCUUCCGCCGUCGCAUCCUUAACUUUUCUAAUCGUAUCUUCGCUAAGCUCGCUUUUUCUACCCGUCAAGCAUUUACUGACAUCCUCGACAGCACGAUCUUCAUGAAGAAGACCUUGAAUGCGUCGAUUGUGUUCAGUACCAUGUCGGUCUUCGACCGUUUGCAGGAGUACCUGUUCAUGGCCACCUUCGAAUUGACAGACGCCAUCUCCGCGAAGGUCUCUGCCGAUCGUAUCAACGAUUUCUUGCAGAACGCUGAGCUCCUGGAUGAAUACGCACCAAAGCACCCGGAGGCAACCUUCUUCCAGCCCAGCGAAGACGAUGAUCGGAAGGACAAGAUCGGCUUCAAGAACGCAACGUUCACCUGGUCCGACGAUACUGGCGGCUCCCUGACGCCGUCGAAGCGAAACUUCCUGUUGAAGAUCGAGGGCGAGGUCUUGUUCAGGAAGGGCGUUGUCAACUUGAUAGUAGGGCCUACGGGCGCAGGCAAGACGAGUCUGCUUAUGGCUCUGCUCGGCGAGAUGCACUUCAUCCCAUCGGUUCCGGAUUCCUGGUACAACUUGCCUAGGGAGAACGGUGUGGCGUACGCAGCACAGGAGUCUUGGGUUCUGAGCGACACAAUCAAGGCGAGCAAUAUGCAUAACAACAUCAUCUUCGGCGCGCCCUGGGACGAGGAGCGAUACAAGAAGGUCCUGUACCAGUGUGCACUCGAGCGUGAUCUGCAACUCUUCGAUGCUGGUGACAACACUGAAGUCGGCGAGAAGGGUCUUACUCUGUCCGGUGGUCAAAAGGCUCGUAUCACCCUGGCUCGCGCUAUUUACUCGUCGACGGAGGUUCUCCUCUUGGACGACAUCCUCGCUGCGCUGGAUGUUCAUACGGCCAAGUGGAUCGUGGACAAGUGCUUGAUCGGCGACCUCGUGAAGGGUCGUACCGUCAUCCUGGUGACUCACAACGUUGCUCUCACCCGCCCCAUUGCUGCGUAUGCCGUGGCGCUCCAUACCGACGGCUGCGUCUCCUCUCACGGCACCACCCAAGAAGUCUUCGCUCACGAGCCAGAGCUCGUACAAGAAGAGAAGGAGGAACAGGCCGCUAUUGAGAAGGCCGAGGAAGUGGUAGACGAUUCCGCUGCCGCUGACGACCAGGCAGCCCCGAAGAGCGACGGAAAGCUUAUCGUCGCGGAGGAGGUCGAGACCGGUCAUCUCAGCUGGAGCGCGCUCAAGCUUUACCUGUCGGCGAUGAGCGGUGACCAUCCGUACAUCUUCCUGCUCGCCUUCCUGUUCGGGAUCCUUAUGGUGCAGUCCCUCUUCGUGUCCAUCACCUACUACCUUGGCUGGUGGGCGUCGCAGUACGAGACGCAUGACCCUUCGGAGGUUGACCCGCUCUUCUACCUGGGCUUCUAUGCGCUCAUCGUCAUCGUCUGCGUUCUCAUGAACGUCGUGGUCGUCGUAUUCUUUACCGUGGCGGCCCUUCGGGCAUCGCGCAGGCUUCACUACAGACUCAUCGAGUCGAUUCUGGGCAGCACCCUGAGGUGGCUGGACGUCACUCCGACCGCGCGAGUGGACGAUACUGUCUCGCACAUGUUCUACCUCUUCUCAGAGACGACUGUCACGAUGAUCGCGAAGCUCAUUGCCGUUUGCCUUAUGACUCCGAUAUUCCUGCUCAUGGGCGCUAUCGUCUUCAUGAUGGGUGGCUUCCUCGGUCAGAUGUACAUCCAGGCGCAGCUCUCCAUCAAGCGAGAGUUGUCUAACGCGAAGGCGCCUGUGCUCGGACACUUCAGCGCCACGACUGCUGGACUGACGUCCAUCCGUGCGUACGGCGUACAAGAACGCUUCAAGAACGAGUCCAUGAGCCGCCUGGACAAUUAUAUGCGUCUUGCGCGUCCGCUGUACAACCUCAACCGCUGGGUGUCUGUACGUAUUGAGACCCUGGGGUCGAUCCUGGCUGCCUCCCUCGGUGCUUUCCUGCUGUGGGAGAAGAGCACGCGGGGGUCAUCGCAGACUGGCUUCGCUCUCAAUAUGGCGGUCGGGUUCAGCGAGCUCAUCUUGUUCUGGGUGCGCCUUGGAAACGAGUUGGAGAUUGAGGGGAACAGCUUGGAGCGUAUCGGCCACUACCUCAACAUCGAGCAAGAGCCACAGGCUACCGAGGAAGGCAAGCCGCCUGCGUACUGGCCUGCCAGCGGCUCCCUGAAGGUCGAGAACCUCUGCGCUCGAUACUCGAAGGAUGGUCCGCUGGUCCUCAAAAACAUCAACUUCGAGGUCACCUCCGGCCAGCGCAUCGGCGUUGUUGGUCGCACGGGAUCGGGCAAGAGCUCGCUGACGUUGUCGCUGUUGCGUUGCAUUCCAACGGAGGGAGCGGUGUACUAUGAUGGAUUGAACACGUCGAGCGUCAACUUGGAUGCCUUGCGCUCGAAUAUCACCAUCAUCCCGCAGAUGCCCGAGCUCCUUAGUGGGACGCUUCGCGAAAACCUGGACCCCUUCGACCAGUAUGACGAUGCGGUCUUGAACGAUGCACUGCGCUCGGCAGGUCUUUUCGCACUUCAGAGUGACAUGGACGAGGGCCGCAUCACCCUGGACAGCGCCAUCGCGAGCGGUGGAAGUAAUUUGUCCGUUGGUCAGCGUCAGAUCUUGGCUCUUGCCCGUGCCAUCGUCCGCGGAAGCAAGCUGCUGAUUCUCGACGAGGCAACGUCCGCGAUCGACUACAAGACGGAUAACAUCAUCCAGGAGUCGUUGCGCCAAAACUUGAAGAACGAUGUGACGCUCAUUACCAUCGCACAUCGGCUGCAGACCAUCAUGGACGCAGACAAGAUUCUGGUCCUCGACGCUGGUCGCAUUGCUGAGUUCGACAGCCCCGCCGAGUUGCUCAAAAAGGAGGGUGGGCGAUUGAAGGCGCUCGUGGACGAGUCCGGGGACAGGGCCACCUUGUACGCAAUGGCGGAAGGGAAGGCUCGGGUGUAG
Molecule: messenger RNA, 5151 nt
Organism: Schizophyllum commune H4-8
Lineage: Eukaryota; Fungi; Basidiomycota; Agaricomycetes; Agaricales; Schizophyllaceae
Exons: 26
Coding region: 1-5151 (1716 amino acids)
Biological process (GO): transmembrane transport
Cellular component (GO): fungal-type vacuole; membrane
Molecular function (GO): ATP hydrolysis activity; ABC-type peptide transporter activity; ATP binding
Source: RefSeq, a predicted model, not a curated record